This is a messenger RNA of Rotaria sordida, 870 nucleotides long. NCBI's taxonomy places the organism in Eukaryota, Metazoa, Rotifera, Eurotatoria, Philodinida, Philodinidae. The record is from the annotation of a GenBank genome assembly.
AUGCAACGAAAUGAUCUUACUCGACGUCGUGGUACUAUCAAUUUAACAGUACUUAUGGCUGUAUUAAAAUUUAAAGCACUUGGUUUUCGUGCUAAAGCUCGUCGUGCAAAAACUAAAUAUCGAAAACAAAUUGAAACCGAUGAUCGAAGAUGGGGUGGACGACGAUUAAAAUUAAGUGGUCGUGCUGCUGUUCCUAUUCCAGGAGAAAUUUUUGGUUUAUUCGAAUUAGAAAUUCUCGAUUUAUCAACAGAACGUACAUCAGGUCUUGAUUUUCGUAUUGAACGUCUUCCACGUGAAAUUGGUUAUUUAUAUCGUUUACGUAUUCUUAAUCUUGAUGUUAAUGCAUUAACAUCAUUACCAGAUGCAAUAUGUGAAUUAAAAUAUCUUGAAUGUCUUACUGUAUCAUGUAAUAAAUUACAAACAUUACCAUUAUCAUUUAAAAAAUUAAUACGAUUAGAAAGUUUACAUUUAGCAUCAAAUCAUUUUCAAGCAUUUCCACUUGUUAUAUGUCAAAUGGAAUCAUUAAAAUUUCUUGAUUUAAGUUGUAAUCAAAUUGUUAUUUUACCACCAACAUUAUCAAAAUUAAAAUAUUUAAGAACAUUAUUAUUAUAUAAUAAUAAAAUAAAUGAAUGGCCUGAUGCUUUAUGUGAUUUAAUUGAAUUACGUACAUUAUGGUUAGGAAAAAAUGAACUUAAACGUUUACCAAUACAUUUUGGACAAUUAAAACAUUUAGAUUGGUCAAAUUAUCCAUUAUCAUCAAAUAUUAAUGAUAAUCCUUUAAUGAGUCCACCAUUAAAUGUGUGUCAAUUAGGUAUUCAAGCUAUACGAGAUUAUCUUGGAUCAGGAAUACCAAAGAGAAGUUCAUUAUAA